Molecule: messenger RNA, 1547 nt
Organism: Schizosaccharomyces octosporus yFS286
Lineage: Eukaryota; Fungi; Ascomycota; Schizosaccharomycetes; Schizosaccharomycetales; Schizosaccharomycetaceae
Product: DNA replication factor C complex subunit Rfc4
Exons: 3
Coding region: 258-1283 (341 amino acids)
Biological process (GO): DNA-templated DNA replication; DNA repair
Cellular component (GO): Elg1 RFC-like complex; nucleus; DNA replication factor C complex
Molecular function (GO): DNA clamp loader activity; DNA binding; ATP binding
Source: RefSeq, a predicted model, not a curated record
AAAAAAAAUUUGAAAACUUGAUGCUGUGAAUUUGAUCCUUUGGUGAAGCAAGGAACUCUACUACCCAAUUUGUGAAAAAGCUUAUGUAACAGUAAUUCAAAUCAAGUAAAUAAUGCCUUGCGUAUACAAUAAAUACUCGCUUUUCUGCUUCUUCAUUUGCUACGAAUAAAGUUGACAUCCUAUUUCAAUGCUGAGACUUGAGCGCGUCCACCCUCCACCGAAUACUACAUAGUCCCAUAAAUAGACGGUGCCUAAAAAUGGGUGAUUCGGUUAUGUCUACUUCUUCAGGAUUAAAAAAUGCGGUGCGAUAUGAAUUACCUUGGGUUGAGAAGUAUAGACCUGUAGUACUUGAUGAUGUGGUUGGAAAUGAAGAAACAGUCGAUCGUUUAAAAGUAAUAGCUAAAGAUGGCAAUAUGCCUCAUCUUAUUAUUUCUGGGAUGCCAGGAAUUGGUAAAACUACUUCCAUCAUGUGCUUGGCCAAUAUGCUCUUGGGUUCAGGCUGUCGAGAAGGAGUAUUAGAGUUAAAUGCAUCUGAUGAAAGAGGUAUUGACGUUGUUAGAAACAAAAUUAAAGGAUUCGCUCAGAAGAAGGUAAAUCUUCCUCCAGGUCGUCAUAAAAUAAUCAUUCUCGAUGAAGCAGAUAGUAUGACAGCAGGUGCCCAGCAAGCUUUACGAAGAACAAUGGAAAUUUAUAGCAACACAACAAGAUUUGCUCUAGCUUGCAAUCAAUCCAACAAAAUUAUCGAGCCUAUCCAAUCCCGUUGUGCUAUUUUGAGAUACUCGAGAUUAACAGAGCAACAAGUUUUGCAGCGUUUGCUCGAAAUAUGUAAGUUGGAGAAUGUAAAUUAUACAGAUGAUGGUAUGGCAGCACUUAUUAUGACUGCCGAAGGUGAUAUGCGUCAAGCUGUCAACAAUUUACAAAGCACAGUUUCGGGAUUUGACUUAGUCAACGGUGAAAAUGUCUUUCGGGUUGCAGACCAGCCUUCCCCAGUAGCCAUCUAUGCAAUUCUUCAAUCUUGUCAUUCUGGCGACAUAGAUACAGCAUUGGCGAAGCUGAAAGACGUAUGGGGUCUUGGUUACAGUGCAGUGGAUAUUGUUACAAACAUGUUUCGUGUUGUGAAAACAAUGAAUGAAAUACCGGAAUUUACCCGGUUGGAGAUGCUUAAAGAAAUUGGAACUACGCACAUGAUUGUUUUGGGAGGAGUGCAAACGUUGCUUCAAUUAAGCGCACUCGUCUGUCGUCUAGCAAAAUCGCAAAUGAAUCCACGGGCGUUUGAGAUAUAAAUCCUUUCAUUAUGUUUACAAACUAAAAAUUUGGGACUAGCACUUACUUAAUAUCCAACUUUACGAAUAAAACAUACUCCAGGUAAUGACAAAAAGAAAGAGACCAGUGAUGAGUAAAGUAUAAUACAUAGUCGUCUGAAAAGUUGUUCCAAGUCUUCCGAAAAAUACCGGAAGUCCCAUGAAGUUGCAAAAAGAGUGAAUUAGAAAGGUAGGCCAUAUGCUAUGAGUGUUUAGAAAUACAUAAGUGCUAUACCAUCCAAACAA